Molecule: messenger RNA, 780 nt
Organism: Plectropomus leopardus (leopard coralgrouper)
Lineage: Eukaryota; Metazoa; Chordata; Actinopteri; Perciformes; Serranidae
Gene: rgs9bp
Product: regulator of G protein signaling 9 binding protein
Source: RefSeq, a predicted model, not a curated record
AUGCCACUUGUAAAUAACAAAGUGGGUGAUGACUGCACAGUUGGCACAGAUAAGGCUUUGGUUGAUGGGAAGGCUCAGGUGGAUUCUCUGAUAAAGGUGGUGGCAUGUUACCGGCACUUGGCCUCAUGUGUUGGUGGAUGCACGGACAGCUUGCAGCUACGGGAUGAGUUGCGGCAAACACGAGAAAAGGCCCAGAUGUUGGCCGUGGCCAUCUGUAGUCAUCUGACCUCACAUCUCCGAAACAAGAGCCUGCCUGGUGAGCAGCGUAAGGAGAUGGAGCUCCUCUGGGUGGCCUUCUCCUCCAGCCUAGAGCUCCUCCAUGUUGACAUGUGCAAAGUUUUCACCAUGGGGGACAUCUUCUCUUUGGCCAACAGUAAAACCCUGGUGCAAACUGGCCUUCAAGGAGGAGGCAGUGAGGUGGCAGCUCGGGCACUCAGUCUCCCAGACCUGAAUGAAACUCAGAGCCCAAACCUCCCUGCUGGACUAGAGAGCCAGGAGCGCAGCAUCAUGGAGCAGGAGAUCAGCCAUAUUGACCACAUGAUUGAUGACAUGGAGAUGAAAGUCAACGUGAUGCGCUGGAUGGUGGAGCCCCAUGGGCCACAGUAUGCAGACCCACUCAGCAGCACCGACAGCGCCUCUCUGGCUCUGCUCUCAGUGGAUGAGGAGCAGCCUGGACACCAGCCUCUAUGCCAGCGCAAUCAAAUCUUUGUGCUCUUAUUGCUGUUUGCUGUUGUUUUGGUGGCAGCCACUUUAUCUGUCUGUGUUUUCUUUUUCUCAUGA